Molecule: messenger RNA, 766 nt
Organism: Teleopsis dalmanni
Lineage: Eukaryota; Metazoa; Arthropoda; Insecta; Diptera; Diopsidae
Product: translation initiation factor IF-2-like
Exons: 6
Coding region: 14-661 (215 amino acids)
Source: RefSeq, a predicted model, not a curated record
UACUAAUUUUAAAAUGAGAGCAAAUAUUAUUUUGUUCCUAAUCGGAGCGUUAGGAUUGGUCAAUGGCUAUUAUAGGACUGGUUUUCAAUAUUACCCAGGGACCUUGCAGUUCGAUUUUCCGCAUUGGGUUGACACAAUAGUGGCACAAAAGCCAGCACCAGUUGCCGGAGACAAGGAAGAGAAACCAACGCCAACACCAGUUGCCGGAGACAAGGCAGAGAAACCAACGCCAGCACCAGUUGCCGGAGACAAAGAAGAGAAACCAACGUCAGCACCAGUUGCCGCAGACAAAGAAGAGAAGCCAACGCCAGCACCAGUUGCCGGAGACGAAGUAGGGACACAAACUCCAGCACCAGUUGCCGGAGAUGAAGUAGGGACACAAACUCCAGCACCAGCUGCUGCAGACGAAGUAGGAAAACAAACGUCAGCUCCAGUUACCGCAGACGAAGUAGGGAAACAAACGUCAGCUCCAGUUACCCCAGACGAAGUAGGGAAUCAAACGCCAGCACCAGUUACUAAUCCACCAACUAAGAAUGAAGUACUCGAAAAGGAUGUUGGAAGUGCUACUAUGGUAGAUACACAUACAAGAAAGAAGCGUUAUGUGGAACCACUUGAUAAAUUCAACAUACCAGCAGAUUGUCAACCUGAUCCGGUCAGUUAAGGCCGUAAGCCGUGGUAUUUAAGAUGCACUUUAAUGGAUACAAUUGCAAUAAUAUAUUUACUUUAAAAAUAUCUAAUAUAACAUAAUUCAAAUAUAUUAACUAAA